CUGUAAGUGGCAAAACGCAAAAGUGAGACAGGAUAAUUUAAAGUGCAUUUGAGAAAAAGGAUUUUGUUCCCAUUCGGAUCCUGUAGAGGCUACAGGCAGAAGCAGUGGCUCAGCCCUCAGACGACAGCGCCCUCGUUUGUAUGCAUCGGCUUCAGAGGAUGAGCUCCACCGCCACAGGGCUGAAAACCGUGGAUUACGAGAUCUUCGGAAUUGUACAGGGUGUCUUUUUCCGAAAGUACACGGUGGACCAGGCCCAAAAACUAGGCCUGGUUGGCUGGGUGAAGAAUACGACAGAAGGCACGGUGACCGGUCAAGUGCAGGGUUCAGCUGAUAAAAUAGACAGCAUGAUGGAUUGGCUGAAGUCCUCGGGCAGCCCAAAGUGUCGGAUUGACCAAGCCCAUUUCUCCAACGUGAAAAACGUCUCUAACCUGGAGUUUAACGAUUUUACAAUCAGACACUAAACCUGAGGCGCCGCAAGAUCCGACGCUCGUCGCGAUCGCUGACUUCACUGCUCUUGUCAUCCAGCUGGGAGGAGAGGGUGAAUAUGAGUGAUUGGGGAAGGAAAGAGGAAUAUGUGUUGGUUGCUCUCCGUAGAGUUGCCCUGUAAUUUUCAUAUCAAAUCUAAACCUCCCAUCUUUCGUCGAUUCACGUCGAGUGUUCACUGUUUUUUUUGCAACACUGUCGAUUUUUCAAGAUGGCUUCCCAGUGAGAGAUGUUGCUGGGUGAAGAUCCGUUCUUUGCCUCCGGGAAAAUCUGGCCAAAUUUUUCUCUGUUCGUGCACUCUACCCAAAGUUUUAUUAGUGACUGAGGCACAAUCAAAUCUGAAUUCAUGCAAAGAAAAUUACUUGAUGAUAUUUGUUUUCUUGCUGUUAGAAGCGGCCCCAUUCUUGUUGGCCACUGGGUUACUUUAAUGGAGGGCUUAGAGGAUUUCACGGCUGUGGAGUCGAUACCCAAAGCACCCAACUCCGACUCGUUGAUUUCUUGUGUAUCCAACCCUGACCCCGACCCCUAAGAUCGCCGCAGCCCUGUAAAAUAAAGGAGUAUCCCUUAUUUGAGCAGAUUUGCAAUUGGUAAUAUGGGGGCGCUUUGAAGAAAAAUGACCACAUCCUUGAAUUAUUUUGUUCAAAGUGCUUAAAUCUGGACUACAUUAAACCAGAACCUUAACCAUAA
This is a messenger RNA of Amblyraja radiata (thorny skate), 1170 nucleotides long. RefSeq names its product acylphosphatase-2-like. The coding region runs from base 141 to 461 and encodes 106 amino acids. Gene Ontology annotation, molecular function: acylphosphatase activity. The transcript is spliced from 5 exons. The record is from RefSeq and is a predicted model, not a curated record. Lineage: Eukaryota; Metazoa; Chordata; Chondrichthyes; Rajiformes; Rajidae.